GGGACGCCAGCAGUACUUUCUGUCGCUGCCUCUCUGUGCGUCCUGUGCGGCAGCAGCGCGAGGAGACGCGGAUAAACCUGGACCCUUUCAGAGCCAUAUGAGGGAACCCAACCGGGCCAUCUGAACAGAUAAAACGUAGUGUGCCUGCGCUGACUGGAGGUAAGCCAUGGAGGAUGGGAAGCCAGUGUGGGCGCCCCACCCCACAGACGGGUUCCAGCUGGGAAUGAUCGUUGACAUAGGAGCCGAUACGCUCACCAUAGAACCACUGAACCAGAAGGGCAAGACGCUUCUUGCUCCGAUGAGCCAGGUCUUCCCAGCAGAGGAUGACGUCAACAAAAUUGUCGAUGACAACUGUUCUCUUAUGUACCUAAAUGAAGCCACUCUCCUCAACAACGUCAGAGUCCGAUACAAUAAGGACCAUAUUUACACUUAUGUGGCAAAUAUCCUGAUAGCUGUUAAUCCUUACUAUGAGGUACCAAAACUCUACGGUCCUGAUGCCAUCAAGUCCUACCAAGGAAAAUCCCUGGGAACUCUGCCACCCCACGUCUAUGCUAUAGCGGAUAAAGCCUACAGAGACAUGAAGGUUUUAAAGAUCAGCCAAUCCAUCAUAGUGUCUGGUGAAUCUGGUGCUGGAAAGACGGAAAACACAAAGUUUGUUCUCAGGUACCUGACAACAACAUAUGGCAGCGGUCAAGAUAUUGAUGAAAGAAUUGUAGAAGCCAAUCCUCUUCUGGAGGCGUUUGGAAAUGCAAAAACUGUCCGGAAUAACAACAGCAGUCGCUUUGGGAAGUUUGUAGAAAUUCACUUUAAUGACAAGAAUGCUGUUGUGGGUGGAUUCGUCUCCCAUUACUUGUUGGAGAAAUCCAGGAUCUGUAUGCAAAGCAAUGAGGAGAGGAACUACCACAUCUUCUACAGGCUUUGUGCCGGGGCGUCCGAGGACCUGAAGAAGACUUUACACCUGGACUCUCCUGAUAAGUUCAGGUACCUGAACCGAGGAUGUACCAGAUACUUCGCCAGCAAGGACUCUGAUAAACAAAUCUUACAGAGCCGCAAGAGUGCUGAGCAUGUAAAGGCAGGUGCUCUCAAAGACCCGCUUCUGGACGACCAGGGAGACUUUAACAGGAUGUGCGGGGCCAUGAAGAAGAUCGGCCUGAAUGACACAGAGAAACUGGACCUUUUCAGGGUCGUCGCGGGAGUUCUGCAUCUGGGAAACAUCGACUUUGAAGAAACUGGGAGCUCCUCAGGUGGUUGCAUCCUUAAGAAAGAGUCAGACCAGAAUCUGAAGUACUGUGCUGAGUUGUUGGGCCUGGACCAGGACGAUUUGCGAGUCAGCCUCACAACUAGAGUCAUGCUCACUACAGCAGGGGGCGCCAAAGGCACAGUUAUCAAGGUGCCUCUAAAGGUGGAGCAGGCCAACAAUGCUCGGGACGCCCUGGCCAAGGCGGUGUACAGCCGCCUCUUCGAUCAUGUGGUGAAACGCGUCAACCAGUGCUUCCCUUUCCAGACUUCCUCUAACUUCAUUGGAGUGUUGGACAUUGCUGGGUUUGAGUACUUUGAGCACAACAGCUUUGAACAAUUCUGCAUUAAUUAUUGCAAUGAGAAACUGCAACAGUUCUUCAACGAGCGGAUUCUCAAAGAGGAGCAAGAGCUGUAUCAAAAGGAAGGGCUGGGGGUGAAUGAGGUGCAUUAUGUCGACAACCAGGACUGUAUUGAUCUUGUGGAGGCAAAGUUGGUGGGAAUCCUGGACAUUCUGGAUGAAGAGAACCGCCUCCCUCAGCCCAGUGAUCAACACUUUACAUUGGCCGUCCAGAGCAAGCACAAGGACCACUUCAGACUGACGGUUCCCAGGAAGUCGAAGUUGGCCAUCCACAGAAAUCUUCGGGAUGACGAGGGUUUUAUGAUCAGGCACUUCGCUGGAGCUGUCUGCUAUGAAACGACGCGGUUCGUGGAGAAGAAUAAUGACGCCCUCCACAUGUCCUUGGAGAGUUUGGUGUGUGAAUCAAAAGACAAAUUUGUUCGCGAGCUGUUUGAGAACACCAGCACCUCCAAGGACUCCAAACAGAAGGCGGGUAAACUCGGCUUCAUCAGCGUUGGCAACAAAUUCAAGACACAACUAAACCUGCUCCUUGAGAAGCUUCGCAGCACUGGCUCAAGUUUCAUUCGCUGUGUGAAACCCAACCUUAAGAUGGUCAGUCAUCAGUUUGAAGGAGCUCUAAUUCUCUCACAGCUGCAAUGCUCAGGAAUGGUGUCAGUUUUGGACCUGAUGCAGGGUGGGUUCCCCUCCAGAGCUCCCUUCCACGAGCUCUACAAUAUGUAUAAAGCAUAUAUGCCUGACAAACUUACACGACUGAAUCCACGACUCUUCUGCAAGGCCUUGUUCAAAGCUUUGGGACUUAAUGAUAAUGACUUCAAGUUUGGAUUAACGAAAGUGUUCUUCCGCCCAGGAAAGUUUGCAGAAUUUGACCAGAUCAUGAAGUCGGAUCCAGAACAUCUCGCAGAGCUGCUGAAGAAAGUCAACAAGUGGUUGUUGUGCAGUUGUUGGAAGAAGGUCCAGUGGUGCUGCCUGUCUGUCAUCAAAUUGAGGAAUAAAAUGCAGUACAGAGCUUUGGCUUGCAUUAAGAUACAAAAGACUGUCCGCAUGUGGCUGUGUAAGAAGAAGCAUAAGCCGCGGAUUGAAGGUCUGGUGAAAGUCCAAAAGCUGAAGAAACACAUAGAGCGCUUCAACGAAGUGGUGAAUGGCCUCAAAGAAGGAAAACAGGAGAUGGCCAAACAAGUUGGACAGCUGUCUGCUGCCAUAGAUGCUCUCUCAGCAAAAAUAAAGGCAAAGGUGAUAACCUGGAAAGAGAUCAACGCAGAGUACCAGGGGCUGGUGAAACGCUCUGAACAGCUUCUAUCGUCCAUGCAAAAGAAGAAGAGGGAAGAGGAAGAGACAGAAAGACUGAAACACAUCGAGCAGGAGAUGGAGAAAGAGAGGAGGAGGAGGGAGGAGGAAGAGCAGAGACGUAGACAGGAGGAAGAGGACAGGAGACUCAAAGCAGAGAUGGAAGCAAAAAGAAAGCAGGAAGAGGAAGAACGAAAAAAGAGAAAGGAAGAGGAGAAAGUUAUUCAGGCAGAAGUGGAAGCACAGUUGGCUCUGGAGCGCGAGGAGCAGGUCCAGCGUUCUGCCGUAUUAGAACAGGAGAGAAGAGACAGGGAGUUAGCCAUGAGAAUCGCUCAAAGUGAGGCUGAACUCAUCAGUGAAGAGGGCCAGCUGGAUGCCGCCCUGCGCAGUGAUGACUUCUAUUUAGGUCUUCCUAUUUCUUCAUCCUCAGCCAGAGUCAUAGGUCCUCAGGUGCAGGCCACCAAAGCUGCUGCUGGUGUGAAAAAGUAUGAUCUCAGCAAGUGGAAGUAUGCUGAGCUGCGAGAUGUCAUCAACACUUCCUGUGACAUUGACCUGCUGGCAGCCUGCAGAGAGGAAUUUCACCGUCGUCUGAAGGUUUACCAUGCCUGGAAGUCCAAGAACAAGAAACAGAAUGACGACGGGAGUGACAUGAGGGCUCCUAAAUCCAUCACUGACUAUGCUGAACAGAACCCAGCUCCUCCAACAACAACCCAGCAUCACGAAGUUGCAAUGAACCGACAGCAGCGUUACUUUCGAAUUCCUUUCAUCCGGCCCGCUGACCAGUACAAGGACCCCCAGAAUAAGAAGAAGGGCUGGUGGUAUGCUCACUUUGAUGGGCCUUGGAUCGCCAGACAGAUGGAGCUUCAUCCAGAUAAACAGCCCAUUGUGUUGGUUGCAGGUAAAGAUGAUAUGGAGAUGUGUGAGCUGAGUCUGGAGGAGACGGGUCUGACCAGGAAGAGAGGAGCUGAGAUCCUUCCCAGGCAGUUUGAGGAAAUCUGGGAGCGCUGUGACGGGAUUCAGUACCUAAAGAAAGCGAUAGAGAACAAGCAGGCCCGCCCAACACACGCCACCGCCAUGCUGCAAAGUCUUCUUAAGUGAUCCCGCUCACCCUGAAACACAAUACUGAUGCUUCUGCACACUCACGGGCAGCACACUGUCUCUGUGGUUUGUGGGGUCGUUAGGAAAUGACCACAGAUGCUGCCUGCACAAUCUUUUAAUCUUUUAGCAAUUUGCUCACUUGAUAUGGAUUCUUAUUACUGGUUUUAUUUUUUAAUAUUUUGCAGUGAAACACUUUUAGUUGUGUUAGCAAUCUGGUAGUAAUUUAAAAUAGUCUGUGCAGAAAUGAAAAAGCCCACCCUAAGGCCUUAAAUUGCUGUAAAGUUGCACCACAGAAGUCUUAAUUGAUUCAUUCUUUGUAGCUCUAAACUUAAAACCCAAAUUAUGACACAGAAUUAGAUGUUUAAAGAGUUUUAACUGUCUUGUGAUGCCAUAAAAUCCAUGCUUUUAAUUUUUGUGUCCAUAAAGGAAGACAGUCACAGUUAAGACAGAAAUAUGUGAUGAUGUGAAUUUUUUUACACAAAAUCCAAUUCUCAUUCUUAAAACAAGCUGACGCUGACUAUAUUGGAUCAUUUGAUGUCAUCAUGUAUGGAAGAUUUCAUGUAAUGCUGCAGAAAUGUGAUGCCUUUGAGGAAUAAAAAUCAUUUAUUUUUCCUGGCUAGACACGUUGUGACUCUUUAGUCCUUUUUAGUGAUGCUGAUUUCAAAUGGAAGGGGAGGUGUUUUCAUGUUUGCAGUUUUGUGCAUACAGAGUUGUUCUACAGCUUAUAAUGUUAUCGGCGUUUGCGUUACGAUUUUUCUUUCUUUUUUUUUCAAUGGUUAAGGGAAAGUGACCUAUCAUUUAUCUAUAAAAUUUUAAGACAACUGAACAUCUCCUGUAUGAUGGCCUUUUUCUCUGGAAAAAAAAAAGAAAAUAAACAUUUCUGAAAUAUG
Cyprinodon tularosa is the source of this 4869-nucleotide messenger RNA. RefSeq names its product myosin VIb (gene myo6b). The coding region runs from base 167 to 3979 and encodes 1270 amino acids. Gene Ontology annotation, cellular component: cytoplasm; actin cytoskeleton; myosin complex. NCBI's taxonomy places the organism in Eukaryota, Metazoa, Chordata, Actinopteri, Cyprinodontiformes, Cyprinodontidae. Gene Ontology annotation, biological process: inner ear morphogenesis; inner ear auditory receptor cell differentiation; actin filament organization. The record is from RefSeq and is a predicted model, not a curated record. Gene Ontology annotation, molecular function: microfilament motor activity; ATP binding; actin filament binding. The transcript has 33 exons.